UCAACUCUUUUCAUGCGUUCGUUAAGCAUUUUCAGUGUCCUUUUCUUCUCUGUUACUCAGGAACAACGGUCAUACAAGUCUAGUAUCUAGAAUUCCCUCGUUGUAGCCAUCAAUAGUACUUUAGCCAUGUCAAGUCCUCAGUGUUUUGAGAACCCACCUAACCUGAACUCGGGCAUCCAUGGUGAAGGAACUGUCCAAGAACUUGGAGGACUUAAUUCCUAUGUCACUGGAUCUCCUGAUUCCAAAUUGGCACUCAUCCUAGUCUCUGAUGUAUUUGGGUAUGAAGCACCAAAUCUGAGGAAACUUGCGGACAAAGUAGCAGCAGCUGGAUUCUUGGUUGUUGUUCCUGAUCUUCUAUUUGGUGAUUAUGUUGACCUUGAUAAUCCUCAAUUUGAUCGAGAUUCGUGGCGAAAGGUUCAUGGAACGGAUAAGGGGUGUGAAGACACCAAACCUCUAGUUGCUGCUUUAAAGAGUAAAGGUGUUAAGUCCAUAGGGGCUGCUGGUUUUUGCUGGGGAGGGGUUGUGGUUGUGAAGUUGGCAAUUUCCAGUGACAUUCAGGCUGCAGUUAUUCUGCAUCCUGGUCCAAUCUCAGAUAAUGAAAUUAAUGAGGUCAGGAUUCCUAUUGCUAUUCUGGGAGCUGAAAUUGACAAUAUUUUCCCACCAGAAAAGUUGAAGCAAGUUGAGGAAAUGUUAUCUGCAAAGGCUGAGCUUGAGAGCUUUGUGAAAGUAUACCCUGGUGUUUCUCAUGGAUGGACAACGCGGUACAAUGUUGAUGAUGAAGCAGCUGUUAAGAGUGCAAAUGAGGCGCAUCAAGACAUGUUGAAUUGGUUUAUCAAGCAUGUCAAGUGAAGGUUGUUUUCACCACCAGAAGAUGCCUGUGAUUGAAAUUGUGAAAGAGUAUUUGAUUGUUAUUGUCUUUGAUUAAUGAAAGAAUACAAUGUGAAAGAGUAGUGGAUUGAAUGGCAUUUGUAUUGUCCGUGACUUUUCUAAAGAUUGGUGGAUCUAUGAUAGGUUAAAGAAUAAUAAGUGGGAUUAGCUUUUCAACUCUACAUCCCAAGAAUAUUCAGUACCCAUGUCCUGUUUUUCAGCAUUGUCUGCAUCGAUACAUGAAAAGGUUAAACUUUU
Cajanus cajan (pigeon pea) is the source of this 1125-nucleotide messenger RNA. RefSeq names its product endo-1,3;1,4-beta-D-glucanase. Lineage: Eukaryota; Viridiplantae; Streptophyta; Magnoliopsida; Fabales; Fabaceae. Gene Ontology annotation, molecular function: hydrolase activity. The record is from RefSeq and is a predicted model, not a curated record.